Durio zibethinus is the source of this 2691-nucleotide messenger RNA. The record is from RefSeq and is a predicted model, not a curated record. Lineage: Eukaryota; Viridiplantae; Streptophyta; Magnoliopsida; Malvales; Malvaceae.
AUGGCUCAUAGAGUUAAAGCCAUUAGAGAGAGACUAGAUCAGAUUGCCGAUGAUAGAGACAAAUUUCACUUUAGUGACCGCCCUGUAGAGUCGCUAGUUGAAAUUAUGGAGAGGGACCAAACUCAUUCCUUUGUGCCUGCAGACGAUAUAAUUGGAAGAGAUGGUGAUAAAAAGAAAAUUAUAGAACUGCUGCUACAAUCCAAACGAGAAGAAAAUGUUUCAGUUGUUCCCAUAAUAGGGAUUGGAGGAUUAGGAAAGACCACAUUAGCUAAAAUGGUCUUCAACGAUGAAAAUGUUGGAGAAUAUUUCCAGCUAAAAAUGUGGGUUUGUGUCUCAGUGAAGUUUAAGCUAAAAGUCAUUGUGGAAAAAAUCAUUGAGGCUGCAACUGGAAGCAAACCUGUAAAGGACCUCCAGAUGGAAACACUGCAAAAUAUUCUUCGAGGCAACAUUAAUGGAAAGAAGUACUUGCUAGUUCUGGAUGAUGUAUGGAAUGAGGACUCCCAAAAUUGGCACAAUUUGAGAAAUUUGCUAUUAGGUGGUGCAAGGGGAAGUUGGAUUGUUAUCACUACUCGUAGUAGGCGGAUUGCAAAAAUCACAGGCACAGUUUCGCCACAUGUGCUUGAAGGAUUGUCAAAAUGCCAAUCUUGGUCACUACUGAAGAAAAAGGCAUUUGAUGACGAAAGCCACGAAUCCAAUGGUUCACACUUUGAAGCAAUUGGAAUGGAGAUUGUAGAGAAGUGUAAAGGGGUCCCUCUUGCCUUAAGGGUGAUAGGAAGUCUACUAGGUGAAGGAACAGAAAGUCUACUAGGUAAAGGAACAGAAGAGCACUGGUUAAAGGUGAGGAAUAAUUUUAUUAAUCAUAUAACUCGACCAGAAAGUGGCAUUAUGCCAAUUUUAAAGUUGAGUUAUGAUCAUCUUAAACCGCAUUUGAAACAAUGUUUUGCUUAUUGCUCUUUAAUUCCGAAGGACACUGAGUUUGAGGUUAAAGAUUUGAUCAUGGAUUGGAUGGCCCUAGGGUUUAUCCAGCCACGAAGUAGAGACGAAGAUCUAGAAGAUAUUGGGCAUGGUUAUUUCAUGAAUUUGCUUUGGAGAUCCUUUUUUCAAGUUGCAAAAGAAGAUGAUUCAGGAAAUGUGAAGAGUUUCACAAUGCAUGAUCUAAUGCAUGAACUUGCAUGCUCUGUUGCUGGGAAUGAGUGUUGCAUUGCAAGUCUAGAAGCAGAAAAUGUAGAUGAAAGAACUCGCCAUGUGUUAUUUGAAGAUGAAUUAGAUUAUUCUUGGGAAAUUCCAAGCGCCUUGCUCAAAGCAAAGAGAGUAAGGACAUUUUCCCAAAUAAGCGGUGGCUACUUGAAUCAAUCCAAUUGCAAUGCACUUACGACUAAUUUUAAGUACCUACGCUCUUUGAAUUUGAGUUACGUAGGUAUUGAGAGGUUACCGCAUUCCAUAGGCAAAUUGAAACAUUUAAAGGCUCUUUUUCUUAAUGGAAAUAAAAAUAUUAAAAAAUUACCUAGUUCUUUAUCUAGGCUACAGAAUUUGCAAACAUUAAGUCUUUCUUAUUGCUUCGGACUUGAAAAAUUGCCGAGCAAAACAACAAGGCUAGUUAACCUCAGAUAUCUUUAUAUUGAUGGUUGUUAUAGUUUGGCUUACAUGCCACGUGGACUGGGGCAACUAAUUUGUUUGCAAACGUUAAACCAGUUUGUUGUGGGAAAGAGAGGCAAAGAAGUUGGUGAGUUAAGGGAAUUGAAUGGACUGAACAACCUCAAAGGAGAAAUAUAUAUUUCUUCUUUACAAAAUGCUAUUCCAGAGCCUGGAUCUUCUUAGUUGAAAGAAAAAUUGAAUUUGAAACACUUGAAAUUGAGCUGGAGUGAUGAUGAGGAGGAGGAGGACGAUGAUGCAAGUAAUGAGAAGUCUGAAUUGGUUUUUGAACGCCUCCAACCACACCCAAAUCUUAAGAAGCUUAAGGUGAAUGGGUAUCCAGGAAGCAAGAUUUCAAGCUGGCUGUCUUCCAUAACCAAUUUAACUCUACUAAUUUUAGAAGAUUGUGUUGAAUGCAAGCUUCUGCCACCACUGCAUCAGCUCUCUUCCCUCAAAUUUCUUAGGCUUUCAGGAUUAAAAGCUUUGGAGAAUGUGUCAGAGAUUGAAAAGCAAAAGGAGUUGUCUUCUUCAAAAUCAACAAAAUUUUUUCCAUCCUUAGAGGAACUUGACCUCAAGAAUUGCCCAAAUCUUAAGGGAUGGUGGAGGGUUGAUGUUGAUGAAGCUUCAAAUGCACAGCUGCCUUGCUUUCCUUGCCUUUCAGAUUUAAGAAUAGAAAGCUGUCCUCUUAAUCUAAUAUCUAUACUGCUGUAUCCUUCAAUAUUGAAGUUGAAGAUGACAACUUCAGAAGAACCAUCAUCUUCUUCGUCUUCUUCACUUUUCCCUCCUUUCUCCAAAUUGACAAAAUUGAGGCUUGAAGAGAUGGAAGAUAUAGAUUCUCUGCCAGAGGAGUUUCUGCAAAACCUAACUUCUCUUCAGUCUUUGUCCAUUUAUAGAUGCAGUAACUUGACAUCAAUGCCAAAGGGGAUGCAAUGUCUGACCACUUUAAAAGAAUUGUACAUUUGGAGAUGUCCCCAGCUAUCGGAAAGAUGCCAAAGGGGUAUUGGUGUGGACUGGCCAAAUAUUGCUCACAUUCGAAAUAUUCGGAUUGGUAACAUUUAG